AUUUUCAAGUCUAAUCUUUGGAUCAAAAGAACUCUUGAAGUUAUGAUUGCUUCACAGUAUCUCUCUGCUCUCACUUUCGUGCUUCUGCUGUUUAAAGAAAGUAGAACCUGGUCUUACCAUGCAUCCAAGGAAAACAUGACUUUUGAGGAGGCCAGAGAUUAUUGCCAGAAAACUUACACAGCUCUAGUUGCAAUUCAAAACCAGGAAGAGAUUAAAUACCUGAACUCCACAUUCAGCCAUUCACCAAGUUACUACUGGAUUGGAAUCAGAAAGAUCAACGAUAUAUGGACCUGGAUAGGGACCAAUAAGUCUUUGACCAAAGAAGCCACAAACUGGGCUCCAGGUGAACCAAACAAUAAGCAAAGUGAUGAGGACUGUGUAGAGAUCUACAUUAAGAGAGCAAAGGACUCAGGCAAGUGGAAUGAUGAGAGAUGCACCAAAAGGAAGCUAGCCUUGUGUUAUAAAGCUGCCUGUACCCCCACACCCUGCAGCAGCCAUGGUGAAUGUGUAGAGACCAUUAACAACUACACUUGCCAGUGCCACCCUGGCUUCAAGGGCCUCAAAUGUGAGCAAGUUGUGACCUGUCAGGCACAGAAACAUCCUGAGCAUGGACAUCUGGUUUGCAACCCUUUGGGGAAAUUCAGCUACAACUCUUCCUGCUCCGUCAGCUGCGCAGAGGGCUACCUCCCGAGCAGCACGGAGGCCACGCGGUGCACGUCCUCUGGAGAAUGGAGCGCUCCUCUCCCAACCUGCAAUGUGGUUAAGUGUGAUGCUUUGUCAAAUCCGGACAACGGAGCUGUAAACUGUUCCCAAAACCAUGGAAGCCUCCCAUGGAACACCACCUGUACGUUUGAGUGUCAGGAAGGAUAUAAAGUCACUGGACCCCAGCACCUACAGUGUACCUCCUCUGGGAUUUGGGACAACAAGCAGCCAACAUGUAAAGCUGUGACGUGUGCAGCCAUCAGCCAUCCUCAGAAUGGCACUGUGAACUGUCGCCACUCCUCGGCUGGAGAGUUCGCUUUCAAGUCAUCCUGCCACUUCGCUUGUACAGAGGGCUUCGUGUUGCAGGGGCCACCCCAGGUUGAAUGCACUGCCCAGGGACAAUGGACACAGCAGGUCCCGGUUUGUGAAGUGGUACGAUGUUCACGUUUGGACGUUUCUGGAAAGCUCAGCAUGAACUGCAGUGGGGAGCCCGUGCUUGGCACUGAGUGUAGGUUUGCAUGUCCUGAAAGAUGGACGCUCAACGGCUCUGUAGUGCUGACGUGCGGUGCCACAGGACACUGGUCUGGGAUGCUGCCAACCUGUGAAGCUCCCACUGUGUCCCAAACUCCCUUGGCAGUUGGACUUUCUACUGCUGGAGUCUCCCUUGUGACAAUAUCAUCAUUUUUCUUCUGGCUUCUGAAACGCCUUCGGAAGAAAGCAAAAAAAUUUUCUCCUACCAGCAGCUGCUCAAGCCUGAAAUCAGAUGGAUGCUACCCAGCACCUUCUGAGUUAAUUUAAGUCCAAAGGAAUCAGGAGCACAAGCAAAUUAGGGAACGAGAGCAAUACCCUGAAGAUGGCAGAGACAGAGAGGUCUGCUUGGGUCUCCAGCUCUUCUCUCCUACUGCAUCCACUGGCUACAUUUACAGGUGGGGCCAUGGUACCCAUGAGGACUUCAGUGGACAAAAUCCAACGAGCAAGUCCAGUCUGCUACCAAAAAAGACAAUUCUCAAGUCCAGUCUGCUACCAAAAAAGACAAUUCUCUCCUUUCCAGCACUGGCUACUGGAAGGAAGGGAUAUUCUUGUCCAUGCAAAAGCAAAGAGACUAAGGGUCUAGAAUCUCAGAAUUCCUUUCCUAACUCACCCUUCACUCACUUUGAAAUUUUGUGGGGCAAUACAAUAUUUAAUGGCACUGUUUCUUUCUUUUGUCCCUCAUGGUGUUUCAGCUGCUGACUCUGUAGUUGCUGUCAUGGGGAGGAAUAAUAAUUGUCAAGAAUGUAGAGGAAACUGGUCAUAGAUAUUCUAUUAAUAGACUUGGGGGGAAAUGACAAAAGUUUAAUGCCACGGGGUGAUGACAUGUGAAAAGUUGUUAAUAGUGGAAAUUCUAUUUAGCACAGCAAGUUCAGUCUCAAUCACUUUGAUCCCUGUGGGAUUCAGUGUUUUUUAAAGUGUUUUUACCUUCCCAGGUGGCACAGUGAUAAAGAAUCUGCCUGCCACUGCAGGAGA
Odocoileus virginianus texanus is the source of this 2205-nucleotide messenger RNA. RefSeq names its product selectin E (gene SELE). Gene Ontology annotation, cellular component: membrane. NCBI's taxonomy places the organism in Eukaryota, Metazoa, Chordata, Mammalia, Artiodactyla, Cervidae. Gene Ontology annotation, molecular function: calcium ion binding. Gene Ontology annotation, biological process: cell adhesion. The record is from RefSeq and is a predicted model, not a curated record.